This is a messenger RNA of Cyphellophora europaea CBS 101466, 345 nucleotides long. RefSeq lists its product as uncharacterized. The transcript has 2 exons. Bases 1 to 345 code for a protein of 114 amino acids. NCBI's taxonomy places the organism in Eukaryota, Fungi, Ascomycota, Eurotiomycetes, Chaetothyriales, Cyphellophoraceae. The record is from RefSeq and is a predicted model, not a curated record.
AUGCCGAGCAGGUCCGAAGACGAAUCCAAAGUGUCCUCCUGGGGCUUCUCGCACGUUUUCACUUGGAGAGAUGGACCCAACGCGUACUAUCGGCCGCAUUCGCACUCUGGCUUGACGACACAUCUCAUUCGGAAAGGCUCGUUGAGCAUCACAUACCCCGAAGACACCGACCCCACCAAAGAGACCUUCGGCGUUGGGGCUCGUGUCGACGUACCGGCUGGGAAGGUCCACGAAGUGUGGAUGGGCGAUGAUGGUGAGUACCUACGAUCGGCAGCGAAACGAAGCGCUGAUGGUGAUUACGAGGUUGUGAGUAUGUCAUUGGAGAGUAGAGAGCCUGGCAGUUGA